AGAAUGAUAAAAAAUCUCUGUCAGUCUUGGAAUAAAGUGGUAAACAAAGUGAUUUUUACAAAAAAUUAAAAAAUAUAUAUAUCUGAUAACUAAACUGUUUCGUGCUAUUCCAUACACAUAUUUUCAAAACAUACCCGUAGAUUUAGUAAAACGUGCGAAAAGUGAAAUAAAGAACGAAUAAGGUGUAUCCGGUGGAUAAAAAAGUUGCUUAUCAUGUCCACAGAAGCGGAAUUUCUCGGCGCCUAUGAGCGCAUAAAAGCUUCUAACAAACGUAUUUUUACCUGCAUAGAUGCAGCCAUUGAACACGAAGAACAAGAACGGCCUUUGGAUGCUAUUGCCGCUUAUGAGUCUUGCUUACAACAAAUUGACGAAACAUUUGCGAUAUCUGUGGGACUGCCGGACAAUGUUGAUGCGGUAGCGGUUGAGUGGAGUGAUGCUUGUACAAUUGUACAAAAGCUAAAGGGAGCCAAAGUAGAAGUUAGCUAUCGCUUGAAGGUUUUACGUAGCCAACAUGCAAGUGUUGACAAUACUGCCACGGAAGCAAAAGAAGAGCAUGUAGAUUCUCUACCUGCCGGUGGUGCAGAAAUCAAUGAUGAAGCAGUUGAUGGACCCACACCAAAGAAAAAAUCUCUUUUACUAGAAAACCCAGUAGUAUAUAAGCAAGAUGGUACGACUAGUGCAACAGCUCAUUACCGGAAAGUUUUAACCGAUUUACGUCGUGUUAUCGCUGAUCCCUCAGACGUGGGCAUACUUUUCGACACACUUUUUACGUCCCAGGCGAAAUUGUAUAAAAUUCAACCAGAAGGCGUUGUAGUGACUAUGGGCGAAACCUUCAUGUCUCUAGUCAUGUGCACCACACCUAGUGACGACCAAUGGAAGCAUUUGAAUGGCAUCUCGUUUAUACAGUGCACAAUUCCAACAGAUAAGUCUGGCAGUAACAACAAUACUGAUCAUAUUCAAGUGCCCACAAAGGAGUCCCCACAAAUGAUUUGGCUCUACGCAUUACUACCAAGCAUAACCAAUUGUUAUAGAACGAAUUAUGGCGCAUUCAUUUUGCCCGAUUUGGAGGUCGAUGAGCCAGGACAUGCAUUUGGACUGAUGCUCAUCGAAAGCGAUAGCACUGUUGAUGGCGCUGAGCAAGCUGCCGCACAGCCAGAGGAACCAGAAGAACUAAGCGAUUUGCAACAAUUCUUCUUGGAUCUGCUCGAGGCGGUGCUCUCUGGUCAUGUCGAGCUUUUACAACAACCAACAGUGGGGCCACGCGUGCCAUGCGAUACUAGCGAACAGGUCUCGCGCCAUAUCGUCACGGCAGCCGAUUUCAUAGCGCAUAAUCUGGUGCGUGGCGCCGAGAAGACGGGUGAGUUAAUGGUGAAAACCACACCGUACAUCAUUUCAAAAAUGAAGCCAGCGCCACCGGAUGCGCCGCCAGUCUCGUCGACCGUGCAAACCUCAGUGGCGGUGGCGCGCGACGUAACGCAUGCGGCAGCGGGCGUCACUGGUUGGAUAGCCGGCAAAGUGGGCUCCGCCUCGAUGGCUAUCGGCCGCUACCUAGCGCCACAUGUGCAAAAUGCUGGCUCCGCAUUGUUGCAGAAGGGCUUUGGCUACGACACCAGCGAAGCGAACAGUAAAAUGGAGGGUGCAAUGACCAUAGCUGCCGGUGCGGUGGAGGGCUUCAGUACCGUUUAUAAUGGUCUCGAGACGUCAGCCAAGAUACUGGGUACAAAUUUGAGCGAAAAUUCAGUGAAAAUUAUUGAGCAUAAAUAUGGCUCCUCUGCUGGCGGUGUUGCAGCCGGCACCUUCGAUACGCUCGGUAACGCUUUUAAUGUCAGUCAAAAUGUGAACUACAUUACGCCUAAGGGUUUGGCGAAGAAAAUGGCAAAGAAUACCGGGAAAGCCGUGAUCGAUGAUUACAAAACUAAAUUACGCCACUCGGACACACAUUUUGUGCCUGCGGGUACGCUCUAUCCAGAUUUGCGUACGCUGAAGGAGAAAUAGACAGUCUGAAUUUAUUUGUAUCGUUAACUCGUAAAGAAAUAUGAUAUUUUAGCUUUAUUCUACAUAUAUUUUCUAUUGCAAACCUGCGAAUAUUGUUGACGAAUUUCAUAAAGAUUGCUUUAAGACAAAUUGAUUUUAAUACUUUCCAAUGUUAAUAUUCUUAUUCUUAUUGUUAUUGUUAUAGUAGCUGCAUAAAGUGUAAUUUACAAACGCCAUAUGUACAUAUAUGUAUAUCGAAGGUAUGGUAGGAAUAGUAAGACUAUUAUUAUAAUGUUUAUAAGAUACUCAAAAAAUCUUUUAUUAAUAAUAUAAGUGUAUUAAAACUCAAUUAUAUUUGAUUGUUAUUAUUACAUUAUGGAAAAAAUAAAUAACUAAUAAACUUAAUUAUGUAUUAUCCCAAA
Molecule: messenger RNA, 2396 nt
Organism: Zeugodacus cucurbitae (melon fly)
Lineage: Eukaryota; Metazoa; Arthropoda; Insecta; Diptera; Tephritidae
Product: protein spartin
Exons: 4
Coding region: 214-1995 (593 amino acids)
Biological process (GO): cell division; negative regulation of BMP signaling pathway
Cellular component (GO): plasma membrane
Source: RefSeq, a predicted model, not a curated record